ACGCCUUUUCCGACACUAAAAAAAACGCUAAACCAAUAAUUGAGAGGUGCACUGUACAAGGAACGAACCCUUUACCCUUGGUCGGCCGUCAAUCAUCACUCGUUUCUUUCCGGAGGAGACUGACUGGGGGGAGUGUUCGGAGUGGGGGGAUUCGCAAGCGAAGCAGUAGCAGUAGCAGCAGCACCACCACCACUAGCGUCAGUUGAGUGUUCUGUGCAACCUUCUGCGUAGAAGAUCGACAGGCGAUCCAAGGAUCGAUGGUUGGUCAGGAAUGUAGUUUUAUUGUUUCCAACUUACUUAAGAUUGAUUGAGAGGUGGAGGCCCUUAGGUUUCUAUCUCAAGCACAUGAAUUCUAUGAAUCUGUUGUCUAAAGGAACAAGUGGGACAACUGGUGCUAUGGACAAGUUGCCAGAUGUGAUGAAAGAAAUGAAACUAAGGGAUGAUAAGGAAACUGAAGCUACCGUGGUUGAUGGGAAUGGGACUGAAGCAGGUCAUAUAAUUGUAACAACUAUCGGGGGAAGAAAUGGUGAGCCAAAGCAGACCAUAAGCUAUAUGGCUGAACGUGUUGUGGGACGUGGAUCUUUUGGUGUAGUUUUCCAGGCCAAAUGCCUAGAGACGGGUGAAACUGUAGCUAUUAAGAAGGUCCUACAAGACAAAAGAUACAAGAACCGAGAAUUGCAGACUAUGCGCAUUUUAGACCACCCAAAUGUCAUCUCUAUGAAGCAUUGCUUUUUCUCAGCUACUGAGAAAGAUGACCUGUACCUGAACCUUGUACUGGAGUAUGUUCCAGAGACAAUUCAUCGAGUUAUCAAACAUUACAACAAGAUGAACCAACGAGUGCCACUGAUAUAUGUAAAGCUGUAUGUGUACCAGAUUUGUAGAGCAUUGGCCUAUCUUCAUGGAAGCAUUGGAGUAUGCCAUAGAGACAUCAAACCCCAAAAUCUUUUGGUGAAUCCGCAUUCUCAUCAACUGAAAAUAUGUGAUUUUGGCAGUGCAAAAGUCUUGGUAAAGGGGGAACCAAAUAUUUCAUACAUUUGUUCUAGAUACUAUAGAGCUCCUGAGCUUAUCUUUGGUGCAACUGAGUAUACUACAGCGAUUGACAUCUGGUCUGCUGGUUGUGUUCUUGCUGAACUCAUGCUUGGACAGCCUCUCUUUCCCGGAGAAAGUGGAGUCGACCAGCUUGUUGAGAUUAUAAAGGUCCUUGGUACACCCACAAGGGAAGAAAUCAAAUGCAUGAACCCUAACUACACAGAAUACAAAUUCCCGCAGAUAAAGGCCCAUCCCUGGCACAAGAUAUUCCAUAAGCAAAUGCCUCCUGAAGCUGUGGAUCUUGUUUCCAGGCUUUUACAAUACUCCCCAAACUUACGAUGCACUGCAUUGGAAGCACUAGUCCAUCCUUUCUUUAAUGAGCUACGUGAUCCAAAUACUCGAUUACCAAAUGGCCGGUUUUUACCCCCGCUCUUUAAUUUCAAGCCUCAUGAGUUGAAGGGAGCCCCAAUAGCGAUGGCAGCCAAGUUGAUUCCAGAGCAUGCAAGAAAGCAAUGUGCCUUUAUAGGACUAUAAGCUUCAUGAUGACAUGUUACAAAAGGACACUUUUUCUAGCAGGCAUUACUUAUCUUGAGAAAUGAUGAGCGAGAAGCUAGGUAAAGAAAUGGUCUUUCCAAUUCCAUCUUUGCCCAAGGCGCAUGUGAAAUCAUUGCUCAUCUGUUGAAACUUAGCAGAUCUGACCUAACCCUUGCUUUUUCAUACAAUAACUUCUAACACUAGUAUUCCAAAUGUUGCGUUUGUUUAUGUUAUGAUUUAGCUAUGGAUCAGAUUGUUCCUUUUAUGUGUCGAUCAUCCAGACUUGACUAUGAGACUGACUGUUAUAUUUGUACUUGAAAUGGUGUGGAAAAUCGUCUCUUUGAUUCA
Molecule: messenger RNA, 1911 nt
Organism: Zingiber officinale
Lineage: Eukaryota; Viridiplantae; Streptophyta; Magnoliopsida; Zingiberales; Zingiberaceae
Product: shaggy-related protein kinase alpha-like
Exons: 13
Coding region: 346-1563 (405 amino acids)
Biological process (GO): protein phosphorylation; signal transduction
Cellular component (GO): cytoplasm
Molecular function (GO): protein serine/threonine kinase activity; ATP binding
Source: RefSeq, a predicted model, not a curated record